Messenger RNA from Aspergillus thermomutatus, 8142 nucleotides. RefSeq lists its product as uncharacterized. Lineage: Eukaryota; Fungi; Ascomycota; Eurotiomycetes; Eurotiales; Aspergillaceae. The transcript has 10 exons. Gene Ontology annotation, molecular function: 3-dehydroquinate synthase activity; shikimate 3-dehydrogenase (NADP+) activity; 3-dehydroquinate dehydratase activity. Bases 1 to 8142 code for a protein of 2713 amino acids. The record is from RefSeq and is a predicted model, not a curated record. Gene Ontology annotation, cellular component: cytoplasm. Gene Ontology annotation, biological process: aromatic amino acid biosynthetic process; chorismate biosynthetic process.
AUGGGUGUUCCGGCAUUAUUUCGAUGGCUCUCCAACAAAUACCCCAAGAUCAUUUCCCCGGUCAUUGAAGAGUUGCCCUACGAAGUCAACGGCGAAGAAGUUCCCGUUGACACUACUGGACCAAACCCCAAUGGAGAGGAGAUGGAUAAUCUCUACUUGGACAUGAAUGGUAUUGUCCAUCCAUGUACCCAUCCUGAGGGCAAGCCGCCGCCGGCGAACGAGCAGGAGAUGAUGGUGGAAAUCUUCAAGUACACUGACCGCGUGGUGAACAUGGUCCGUCCGAGGAAACUUCUCAUGAUCGCCGUUGAUGGUGUCGCGCCGCGAGCCAAGAUGAACCAGCAACGAGCACGUCGAUUCCGAUCGGCCCAAGAGGCGAAAGAAGCGGAUGAAAAGAAGGAGGAGUUUCGCAAGAUGCUCGCUAAACAGAACGGCAACAAAGUGGACCAAGAGAUUCAGGAAGAGGUUGUCAAGAAAACAUGGGAUAGCAACGUCAUUACUCCAGGAACCCCGUUCAUGGACAUUCUCGCUGCAUCUCUUCGCUACUGGAUCUCUUACAAGUUGAAUACCGACCCGGCUUGGGAGAAGCUUAAAAUCAUUAUUUCGGAUGCGACUGUACCCGGUGAAGGCGAGCACAAGAUCAUGGAAUUUAUCCGAUCACAAAGGGCGGCACCCGAGCACGACCCGAACACUCGUCACGUUAUCUACGGAUUGGAUGCCGAUUUGAUCAUGCUGGGUCUUGCUACCCAUGAACCCCAUUUCAGGGUAUUGCGUGAAGACGUCUUCUUCCAGGAGUCUCGGGCACGAACCUGCAAUCUCUGUGGUCAACAAGGCCACAAGGCAGAGGAGUGCAGGGGUCAGGCGAAGGAGAAGAAUGGGGAAUUUGAUGAAAAGCAAAAAGGUUCCUCUCUCAAACCAUUCAUCUGGCUCCAUGUUUCCAUCCUCAGAGAGUAUCUCGCUGCUGAGCUGUAUGUGCCGCAACAACCAUUCCCCUUCGACCUCGAACGGGCUUUGGAUGAUUGGGUCUUCAUGUGCUUCUUUGUAGGAAAUGACUUCCUGCCUCACCUACCGUCAUUAGACAUCCGUGAGAAUGGUAUAGAUACUCUGAUUGCCAUUUGGCGCGAUAACAUUCCCGCCAUGGGCGGGUACCUGACCGAGGAUGGACAUGUCGAUCUGAAGCGGGCUCAGCUCAUUCUGCAAGGACUCGCAAAGCAGGAAGAUGCCAUCUUCCGGCGUCGUAGACAAGCAGAGGAAAGAAAGCUCGCCAACGAGAAAAGACGGAAACAGGAAGCAAAGGCUCGGGAGGAAGAACGAUCCAGGAAGCGACGAAGAAGUUCUCCCACUUACGAGCCCAUGGAGUCGCCCGGCAGUCACCGUGCUCCCCGAGCCGGUGAUGCAGCGCCACCGAAUCAACUGGACCUGAUCACUCCUGGUCGAGGAGUAUUGUCUCGAGAGACAAGGGAACUCACUCACAGCAUGGUAGUCAACCGCGGCGCUGUUUAUCGGGCCAACAUGGCAAAUAAGAGCGCGGCUGCCGUCUUGAAGAGCAAGUUGAUGCAGGGCUCUCAAAAUGGUCAGGAUGUUGAAGAGAGAUCUGAGGAGCCCGCGUCAAAUAAUGGUGAGUCUUCGCAGGAUCAAACAGAGCAAACCUCACCAUCAGUCCUUGGCAAGCGAAAGGCCGAUCUCGUGGAAGAGGAGGACACGGAAGCAGGAACUCCAGGCAGAGACUCGCCCGCUAUGCCUGUUGCUGCCAAGGAGGAUGAGCUGCCUCCCGACACCGUUCGUCUGUGGGAGGAAGGGUACGCCGACCGGUAUUACGAGCAGAAGUUUGGCGUUGACCCCGAAGACAAGGAGUUCCGCCACAAGGUUGCGCGGGCAUACGCCGAGGGACUCGCAUGGGUUCUGCUGUAUUAUUUCCAGGGAUGCCCGUCCUGGACUUGGUACUAUCCGUAUCAUUACGCUCCCUUCGCGGCAGAUUUUGUGGACAUUGGCGAUAUGGAGAUAAACUUCGACAAGGGAGUACCGUUCAAACCAUUUGAACAGUUGAUGGGUGUUCUCCCAGCGUCCUCCAAUCACGCUAUUCCCGAAGUUUUCCACGACCUUAUGAGUAAUCCGGAGAGUGAGAUCAUUGAUUUUUAUCCAGAGGAUUUUGCUGUGGACCUGAAUGGCAAGAAGUUCGCUUGGCAGGGUGUUAUUCUGCUGCCCUUCAUUGAUGAGAAGCGGCUACUUGCCGCCAUGGAAAAGAAAUACCAUCUUCUCAGCGAAGACGAAAGGCUCCGCAACAGCGUGGGUCGAGAGGUGCUGUUGCUUUCCGAAGCUCAUCCAUUGUAUCAAGACUUGGUGGGCAAUUUCUAUUCGAAGAAGCAGGGCGCCCAGAAGUACAAGUUGAACAUGCGUAUCAGUGACGGUCUGGCGGGUAAGGUCGAGCGUAAUGAGGCCUACAUUCCUCAUAGCUCUCUGGUAUCGUCACUCGAGGAAUAUGGCAUGCCGAGUUUGGAGGAUGAUCGGUCCUUGACUGUGAACUAUGAGAUCCCCAAGUCAUCCCACGUUCACAAGUCCAUGCUCCUUCGAGGUGUCAAGUUCAACCCUCCGGCGUUGGAUAACGCAGAUAUCCAAGCAGUCAAGCACAAGGCUCAGAACUCUGGAAGAUCAUACGGCGGCGCCCCUUUCCGCGGCGGGCAUAGAGGCGGACGUAUCAACUAUGCAAGCGACAGGCCUAAUCCUUUCGCUGCGCAUCUCGACCCUGGAUUCGUACCACCCGUUUCUGGUAAUGCUGGUGGCGGUCAUAUGAUGCCUUCGGGCUGGAUCCCACCAGUUCCCGGGUCCACUGGCUUCUCCAGAGGUCCUCCCCCUCCUCCACAUGGAGGAAUGUCGGGCUCGCAUCAUCGGCCUCCCUACGGGCAAGGACCCGGGCAGUACCAAGGAAAUUAUGGCCAGGGCGACCAUUAUGGCCAGAGCCAGCAAGGAUACUAUAAUCAGUCCUCAUCUUACAACCAGUCCAACCAAUAUAAUGGCAGGUCCUCCGACCACGGUGGCAGCGGAGGAUACAGAGGCGGCGGAGGAUACCAUCGCGGAGGUGGCUAUCGCGGAGGCGGUUAUCGCGAUCAACGCCAAUAUAACCAAGACCAAUACUCUUCCAGAAAUUCAGGCUCUCACCUCUCGGAUGAGGUACCCUUCGGUGACCGCGGAUAUGAGACACGGAGUUCGGCUGGCGGAAUGGGAAAGGAAUUAGUAUCAAUACUUGAGGAACUGUUCAAAUUAUUAACUACGGAGUACGGUGGACUACGACGAAGCCCGUACCGCCGCGACAUCGGACCGGGAAACGUAUGCAAUAAAGAGAAGAAGGCCGAAUUGCCCCCGAAAUCGAGUUCAUUCUCUGUUGCUAUCUCUCCAUCCCGACCCUCUACCAUGACCGGACCCACGAAAAUCAGCAUCCUGGGCCAGGAGAGUAUAGUCGCUGACUUCGGUCUCUGGCGGAAUUAUGUCGCUAAAGACCUUAUCAGCGGCUGUCCCUCUACAACCUACGUCCUGAUCACCGACACAAAUAUCGGAUCGAUCUAUACACCUGGCUUCCAGAAGUCCUUCGAAGAGGCCGCCGCCUCUGUGUCUCCCUCUCCCCGCCUGUUGAUCUACAAUGCUCCUCCAGGCGAAGUUUCCAAGUCGAGGCAGACAAAAGCAGAUAUUGAAGAUUGGAUGUUGAGUCAGAGCCCCCCAUGCGGCCGAGAUACUGUGAUUGUUGCGCUCGGUGGAGGGGUCAUUGGAGACUUGACGGGUUUCGUCGCUGCGACCUAUAUGCGCGGUGUUCGCUUUGUACAGGUUCCUACUACGCUCCUGGCUAUGGUGGACUCCUCGAUCGGUGGAAAGACAGCCAUUGAUACCCCCUUGGGAAAGAACUUGAUUGGCGCGAUCUGGCAACCGUCAAGAAUCUACAUUGACCUGGAAUUUUUGGAAACUCUUCCCGUGAGGGAGUUUAUCAACGGUAUGGCCGAGGUUAUCAAGACAGCCGCCAUCUCUAGCGAAGAAGAGUUCACCGCUCUCGAAGACAAUGCCGAAACUAUUUUGAGCGCUAUUCGCCGUGAGGUCAAGCCGGGUCAGCGGCGAUUCGAGGGGAUCGAAGAGAUUCUGAAGGCGAGAAUCCUCGCUUCGGCGCGUCACAAGGCCUUUGUCGUUUCGGCGGACGAGCGUGAAGGGGGUCUGCGUAACCUUCUGAACUGGGGUCACUCAAUCGGCCAUGCUAUUGAGGCUAUUCUGACUCCUCAAAUCCUCCAUGGAGAGUGCGUUGCCAUUGGUAUGGUCAAGGAAGCGGAGCUGGCCAGACAUCUUGGUAUCUUGAAGGGCGUUGCCGUGGCCCGGAUUGUCAAGUGUAUUGCCGCCUACGGCUUGCCUACGUCUUUGAAGGACUCGCGAAUUCGCAAGCUGACCGCUGGCAAGCACUGCUCCGUUGACCAGAUUCUUUUUAACAUGGCCUUGGACAAGAAGAACGACGGUCCUAAGAAGAAGAUUGUCCUCCUGUCGGCCAUCGGUCGCACAUACGAACCACGGGCUAGUGUGGUGCCGAAUGAGGAUAUCGGCGUCGUUCUUGCCCCCAGCAUUGAGGUGUAUCCCGGCGUAUCACCGGCCUCGAAUGUAGUUUGUGCGCCUCCGGGCUCGAAGAGUAUCUCCAACCGAGCUCUAGUGCUCGCCGCUCUUGGUUCGGGCACUGUCCGUAUCAAGAAUCUCCUGCAUUCCGACGAUACCGAGGUCAUGCUGAACGCCUUGGAACGCCUUGGCGCCGCCACCUUCUCCUGGGAAGAGGAAGGCGAAGUCCUUGUUGUGAACGGCAAAGGAGGAGCUCUUCAAGCUCACCCUUCUCCGCUUUACCUGGGCAACGCGGGUACAGCCUCGCGUUUCUUGACCACUGUCGCAACCCUUGCCACUGCCAGCAGCGUCGAUUCAAGCGUCCUCACGGGCAACAACCGCAUGAAGCAGAGACCUAUUGGCGACUUGGUGGAUGCCCUGACCGCCAAUGGUGCGCAGAUUGAGUACGUCGAGAACAAGGGCAGUCUGCCACUCAAGAUCGCCGCCUCAGGCGGGUUCACCGGUGGCCAAAUCAACCUUGCCGCGAAAGUGUCGUCUCAGUAUGUGUCCUCGCUGCUCAUGUGCGCCCCUUACGCUAAGGAGCCUGUGACCUUGAAACUGGUGGGCGGGAAGCCCAUCUCGCAGCCUUACAUUGACAUGACGACGGCCAUGAUGAGAUCUUUCGGCAUUGAUGUGAAGAAGUCUACCACUGAGGAGCAUACUUAUCACAUUCCUCAGGGACGUUACAUCAACCCUGCAGAGUACGUCGUGGAGAGCGACGCCAGUUCCGCCACCUACCCCUUGGCAAUCGCAGCAGUCACCGGCACGACAUGCACUAUUCCGAACAUUGGAUCCAAGUCUCUCCAAGGCGAUGCUCGUUUCGCCGUUGAUGUUCUGAGACCCAUGGGAUGCACCGUGGAACAGACCGACACCUCGACCACCGUUACCGGUCCGGCCGACGGUGUCUUGCGGCCUUUGCCCAACGUCGAUAUGGAGCCAAUGACAGAUGCAUUCCUUGGGGCGUCCGUUCUUGCAGCCAUUGCCCGCGGCAAGGACUCGAACCACACAACUCGCAUCUAUGGUAUCGCGAACCAGCGUGUCAAAGAAUGUAACCGCAUCAAGGCCAUGAACGACGAGCUUGCCAAGUUUGGUGUCGUCUGUCGGGAACACGAUGAUGGACUUGAGAUCGACGGCAUUGACCGUUCCACCCUUCGGCAGCCGGCCGGCGGAGUUUUCUGCUACGAUGACCACCGAGUUGCUUUCAGCUUCAGCGUCCUAUCGCUCGUUGCCCCUAAGCCUACGCUGAUUCUGGAAAAGGAGUGCGUGGGUAAGACAUGGCCCGGCUGGUGGGAUACUCUGCGACAGCAAUUCGCCGUCAAGCUCGAGGGCAAGGAGCUGAAGGAAGCCGAAUCUCCCAUUCUCACCCGUGCGGAAAAGGCUAGUGCGUCAGUGUUCAUUAUCGGUAUGCGUGGUGCUGGAAAGACCACAACUGGACAAUGGGUUGCGUCCACGCUCAAGCGACCCUUCGUUGAUCUUGACGAGGAGCUCGAACGCAUAGAAGGCAUGACCAUCCCGGACAUCAUCAAGCAGCGUGGCUGGCAAGGUUUCAGAGAUGCCGAGCUUAGUCUUCUGCAGCGAACGAUGAAGGGGCGCCCGACCGGUCAUGUUUUCGCAUGUGGUGGAGGAGUAGUAGAAAUUCCCGAAGCCAGAAAGCUGCUCGUCGAUUGGCACAAAACGAAAGGAAAUGUACUGCUCAUCAUGCGUGACAUCACGCAGGUGAUGGCAUUCUUGAACAUCGAUAAGACCCGCCCGGCUUACGUUGAGGAUAUGAUGGGAGUGUGGCUGCGCCGCAAGCCAUGGUUCCAGGAAUGCAGCAAUAUCCAGUACUACAGUCGGCACGCGAGCGCGGGACUUACCCGGGCGUCUGAGGACUUUGCGCGUUUUAUCAAGGUUGUCACAGGACUAGUGGACAGCCUCGGUACCAUCAAGAAGAAGCAGCAUUCGUUCUUCGUGUCGCUGACCCUGCCUGACGUGCGUGGUGCGGAUGGCAUCUUGGAGCGCGCAUGUGUGGGCUCUGACGCUGCCGAAUUGCGGGUCGACCUGCUGGAAGACCCAAGAUCGUCGAACGGCAUUCCGUCGGUCGAUUAUGUUGCUGAGCAGAUGUCUUUCCUGCGCAGCCGUAUCACACUGCCCUUGAUCUUCACCAUUCGCACGAAGGGACAGGGUGGUCGCUUCCCCGAUGAUGCUCAUGAGGAGGCGAUGCAGCUGUACCGACUUGCAGUUCGGUCAGGGUGUGAGUUUGUGGAUCUCGAGAUUGCUUUCCCAGACGAGAUGCUGCGCGCAGUUACGGAGAUGAAGGGCUACUCCAAGAUCAUCGCUUCGCACCACGACCCCAAGGGCGAACUUUCGUGGGCGAACAUGUCCUGGAUGAAGUACUACAACCGGGCGCUCGAGUACGGCGAUGUGAUCAAGCUUGUGGGUGUGGCUAAGAACCUUGACGACAACACGGCUCUGAGGAAGUUCAAGAGCUGGGCGGAAGAGGCUCACGACGUGCCACUGAUCGCGAUCAACAUGGGAGACAACGGGCAGCUGAGUCGCAUCUUGAAUGGAUUCAUGACACCCGUAUCGCAUCCCGCUCUCCCGUUCAAGGCUGCUCCGGGCCAGCUGUCUGCGACGGAGAUCCGCAAGGGUCUGUCCCUGAUGGGCGAGAUCAAGAAGAAGCGCUUUGCCCUCUUUGGCACACCCAUUUCCGAGUCUCGCUCGCCGGCCCUGCACAACACGCUUUUCGCCGAGAUGGGUCUACCCCAUGAGUACACCCGGUUGGAGACUGCCAAUGUCGAAGAUGUCAAGGAUCUCAUCCGCGCUCCUGACUUUGGAGGAGCCUCUGUGACAAUUCCUCUGAAGCUGGACAUCAUGCCCCUCCUUGAUGAGAUUGCGGCGGAGGCCGAGAUCAUCGGUGCCGUGAACACCAUCGUGCCAGUUUCCGAUGGUGAGGGCAAGCCGCCGCGGCUGGUCGGUCACAACACAGACUGGCAGGGCAUGGUUCAGUGCCUUCGUAACGCAGGCGUCUACGGACCCGACGACAAUGCUAGUGCUCUUGUCGUGGGUGGCGGAGGCACAUGCCGCGCUGCCAUCUACGCUCUGCACCAUAUGGGCUUCUCCCCGAUCUACAUUGUAGGACGGACCCCUGCCAAGCUGGAGAGCAUGGUCUCGACCUUCCCAAGCGGUUACAACAUUCGAAUCGUCGAGGGCAACGAGAAACUGGAGCAGGUUCCCCAUGUUGCGAUCGGCACGAUCCCCGCCGACCGGCCUAUUGAUCCCGGUAUGCGGGAGAUCCUCUGCCACAUGUUUGAACGUGCCCAGGAGGCAGACGCCGACACCGUCCGGACGAUCGAGGGCUCCCCCCGCGUGCUGCUGGAGAUGGCUUACAAGCCGCGUGUGACGGCGCUGAUGCAGCUGGCUGUCGAUGCUGGGUGGACUACUAUUCCUGGGUUGGAAGCUCUGGUUGGGCAAGGAGUGCACCAGUUCCAACAUUGGACGGGUAUUCGCCCUGUCUACGAACGUGCACGGGCUAUUGUCCUGGGUUGA